UUCGCUUUCGUCUCCUCGCUCUGCCAUUGAAGGGGGGGGGGGGGGUGUUUGUGUUUGUGUUGCUCCUGCAAAGGUUGCGUAACCCACCACAGCGCCCUGGCGGUUUAGUCCAGUAGCUGCCAAGGGGAGAGGAUCUAGCGCUGGGAUCUCUGAAGUUGAUUGCUGCCUCCAAAUUGGACCCAACUGCAGCUAGAGAGGAACUGAUCACACCCCAGCCUUCAUCUGUCUCGGUGAGAGAGGAGAGAUGACAAAAGGCGAGGAUCCUAUGGAUUCAGAGCAGUCACCCAAUGAAACAGAAGUUGAACUGCCUAACAACAAACUCCAGAGAGCUGUUGGGUGGAAAGCCCCGCUAGCCGUCGGCCUGGUAGUCAUAGUCGUGAUUGUUGCUGUUGCCGUGAUACUUCUGCACGUGAAAUCUCCUCUGGAAUCCAAGCUGCCUCCUGUCUCCACCCCAGUCCAUCUAAAUGCAAAAUUCCAUGUGCCCUGCUGCCUGGAUGGCUGGGUCGGGUACAGAGGGAAAUGCUACUAUUUCUCUGAGGCCGAGGGGACCUGGGACUCCAGUCAGAGCUUCUGCUCUUCACUCAAUGCCUCCCUGGCUUGGAUCGACACCGAGAAAGACCUGAUGUUCAUAUUGCGAUAUAAAGGCGUCUCUGAGUUCUGGAUUGGCCUGAAGCGAGUAUCGGCGCAGACCUGGCAAUGGGUGAAUGGCGAACACUUCAACAACCUGUUUACGGUAAGGGGAGAAGGCGACUGCGCAUACCUGAGCGAUGACUUUGCCACUUCGUCGUGGUGCUCCACGAAGCGCUACUGGCUCUGCAGCACACCUGACGGGAUGCGACGAGAGGACGCGAUGCCGGGGGACUGA
Molecule: messenger RNA, 865 nt
Organism: Emys orbicularis (European pond turtle)
Lineage: Eukaryota; Metazoa; Chordata; Testudines; Emydidae
Product: C-type lectin domain family 2 member B-like
Exons: 6
Coding region: 245-865 (206 amino acids)
Source: RefSeq, a predicted model, not a curated record